This is a messenger RNA of Penicillium brevicompactum, 1335 nucleotides long. Its product is annotated as CaiB/BaiF CoA transferase family protein. The record is from RefSeq and is a predicted model, not a curated record. The transcript is spliced from 6 exons. Bases 1 to 1335 code for a protein of 444 amino acids. NCBI's taxonomy places the organism in Eukaryota, Fungi, Ascomycota, Eurotiomycetes, Eurotiales, Aspergillaceae. Gene Ontology annotation, molecular function: catalytic activity.
AUGGCUCUCGCGCUUCGGGUUCAAGCAUUAGCUCGUCGGUCGAGCAUUGCCAGCGGCAGCAAUGUCUUGCGGCGCAUGCCCCUGCGAAGCUACUCCAGUUCGGCUUCAGUCGAUGGGACGCUGCCCUUGGAAGGUAUUAGAGUGCUCGAUAUGACACGUGUUUUGGCUGGUCCAUACUGCACUCAAAUAUUGGGCGAUUUGGGCGCGGAUGUCAUCAAAGUUGAACACCCUGUACGCGGUGACGAUACUCGGGCUUGGGGCCCUCCAUAUGCGAAUCCGUCGAUCCCAUUCGAGAAGAAGAAUAUCAUGUUGACAUAUUUGAAGGUCAACCGAAACAAGAAGUCUCUUGGCCUGUCCUUCCAGCACAAAUCAGGCGUUGAGAUCCUCCACAAACUCGCAAAAGAAUGCGAUGUGUUAGUGGAGAACUACCUCCCAGGAGGACUCAAGAAAUACGGCAUGGACUAUGAAACUCUCAAGAAGAUUAACCCCAAGUUGAUCUAUGCCAGUAUUACCGGAUAUGGCCAGACAGGCCCAUACAGCAACCGGGCUGGAUACGACGUCAUGGUUGAGGCCGAGAUGGGACUGAUGCAUAUCACCGGUGCUCGUGAUGGUGCUCCUGUCAAGGUCGGUGUUGCUGUCACCGACUUGACUACUGGGCUAUAUACGUCGAACGCUAUCAUGGCUGCUUUGAUUGCUCGCGGUCGGACCGGCAAGGGUCAACAUAUCGACGCUUGUCUGAGUGACUGUCAGGUUGCGACUUUAUCCAACCUGGCUAGCUCAGCACUGAUCAGCGGACAGAAGGACUCAGGUCGAUGGGGCACUGCACACCCAUCCAUUGUGCCUUACCGUAGCUACAAGACUCAGGAUGGCGAUAUCCUGUUUGGUGGUGGCAAUGACCGGCUCUUCGGUGUACUGUGUGAUCGAUUGGGCUUCUCUGAGUGGAAGACAGAUGCUCGCUUCGUUACCAACAGCGACAGAGUACAACACCGAGCGGAGAUCGACGGCAUGAUUGAAAGCACCACCGUCCAGAAGACCACUCAGCAAUGGCUGGAUAUCUUUGAGGGAAGCGGUAUGCCAUAUGCGGCCGUUAACGAUAUCCAAGGAACAUUGAACCACAAGCAUGUUCUGGCGCGAGAUAUGGUGACCGAGGUUGACCACCCUGCAUGUGGACCGAUCAAGUUGGUGAACACGCCCAUCAAAUACUCAGAGGCUAAGCCAGGCGUCCGAACGCCUCCUCCGACUCUGGGUCAACAUACAGACGAGAUCCUAGGCAGCGUUUUGGAUUAUAGUGAAGCCGACAUUGCUCGUUUGAAAGACGAAGGAGUCUUGUCUUGA